This is a messenger RNA of Vicia villosa (hairy vetch), 1260 nucleotides long. RefSeq lists its product as uncharacterized. The record is from RefSeq and is a predicted model, not a curated record. Lineage: Eukaryota; Viridiplantae; Streptophyta; Magnoliopsida; Fabales; Fabaceae. The coding region runs from base 224 to 1036 and encodes 270 amino acids. The transcript has 2 exons.
CAUGUUAAUAAUACAUUUAAUAUUUUACUAAAUCAACUAAUACUUCACCUCUCACUCCUCACCCCAUUUUCUUCGCCCUAUUUCUUUCUCCACCUUCCAUCUUCAUUCCACACUUUCCCUUAUUACCAUUACACCAACCCAAAAAAACUCACUCUUUUUUUCUUUGUAAUAUUAAAAAUUUCAUCUCCUACCUCAACCAUCCGCUGAUUGGCAAAAAAAAGUGAUGGCGCCCCGUCUCUGGACCUGUUUCGGAAACAAGGGCAGUCGAGACGGCGCAGAAGGAAGCAUGACGACCUCUGAUACAACAACAACACCGGAGGAGCCAGGACGCGCCGGACCAGUGGUGGUUGAGAUGUUUUCAUCUCAAGGAUGCGCGACGUCUCCCGCGGCGGAGCUGGUGUUGUCGCGGUUGGGUAGAGGUGAUUUUCAGCUUGGAAUGCCGCUGGUUUUGUUGGCUUUUCACGUCGAUUAUUGGGAUUACAUGGGUUGGAAAGAUCCUUAUGGGUCCAGUCAAUGGACGGUUAGACAGAAGGCGUAUGUCGAGGCCCUUGGCCUUGAUACGUUGUUGACUCCUCAGGUUGUUGUUCAAGGUGUUUCCCAUUGUGUAGGCAAUGACGAGACUGCACUUGUUGAUGCCAUUAACAAUGCCACCAGAUUCCCUGCUCCUACCUUCCAGGCAACUUUCACAAAACCCACGCAAGACACUUUGCAAGUGUCACUAACGGGAGCAUUGAGGAGCAAAGUAGAUAGUAAUGGUGUGAAUAUCAUGGUAGCCUUGUACGAAAACGGUUUAGUUACCGACUGUCCAAGAGGAGAGAACAAAGGGCGUGUUCUAUCAAACGAUUAUGUCGUGAGAAAGCUCGAAAAGCUCUGCACUGAAAAGGACAUAUCUGCUAAGAAGACAAUAACAGGAAGUGUUAGCUUUCCAUUGUGGGGAGGAUUCAAUAGCAACAAAUGUGGUGUGGCUGUCUUUGUUCAAAGCCCUUCUCACCAGAUUUUGGGUUCACAGAGUUUUCAGUUGCCGGAUGAUAUAUGAUAUGAUAUUGUUGGUUCAUUGUUUUAAUCUGUUCUGCAUAAACAAUCAUAUAUUUCAGUUACUUUGUUGAUGUUUGUAGGCUAUAUGUAUAUGUUAUGUAGAGUACAUAUUUUAGGAUAAUAUUAGUUUUCUUUUGAUUUUCCCUCUUCUGUUUUCUUUUUUAAUUCCUUUUGUACUAUGUGAUACCUUCCUAAUUUUGUUGAAGCCAAGCUUUGUGGACCUCA